CCGGUAAAGUUUUUGAAGGCGAGUCGCAAGACAAGCACGUGUAGACAGUGUUUACAUUUUCUCUGAGGUUUAUUAUUCCUAAUCAUGGCCGAAUUCGUGCAACAGAGCAUCGAGGAGAUGCUUCCUGAGCUUGAACAGAUGGAAAGAAUAGGACUGUUUACGAAGGAAGAGACAAAUCAAAUAUUAAAGAAAAGGAGGGCAUUGGAGUAUAGAAUGCGCAGAAGAACAAAAUACAAAGAAGACUAUAUGCAAUACAUAGAGUAUGAAAAGAACGUCUUAGAGCUAAUUAGCAGAAGAAGGAAGAGUUCUGGGAUUCAUUACAAGAAGGUUGAAAUUGAUUAUGCCAUUGUUCAUAGAAUUCACAGACUGUACAGGCAUGUGAUUGCGAGGUUUCAGAGUGAUGUAGAAUUAUGGUUGUCACACAUCAAGUUUUCCAUAACGAGGAAAGAAAAACCUACUGUGAGCAGAAUAUUUACUCAGAUGCUUCAGGUGCAUAGCAAGAACCCAGAUCUGUGGAUAGCUGCAGCAAAGUGGGAGUUUGAGAACAAUAAGAAUGCAGAUAAUGCCAGGAACCUGAUGCAGCGGGGACUGAGAUUUAAUCCCUCCUCUAAACCUCUGUGGCUCGAGUACUACAGACUAGAGUUGCUGUUUGUGGAGAAACUUAGAAAGAGAAAAGAAUUAUUCCAAGCAUCAAAAAUGAAGAGUGAAGAACACAGUGAAAUACUAGAGGGAGCUAUCGCACAGAUUGUCUACAGGAAAGCUGUAGAGGCUUUUCCAGGGGACCUUAAAUUUGCCCUAUCCUUUUUGCCUAUCUGUAGGACAUUUGAUUUCAUGUCGAAACAGGAAGAUGCCAUGCUUGAAGGUUUGGAGACACUCUAUCCCAGUGACCCCUAUUUGUGGGAGGCUAAGGCCAAGAGACAGCUCGACAUUGACCAGGAUCAUCCUCUGGAAAUGUUUCAUAAAGUUUUUGAAGAGGCUACUGAAAAAGUGAAAGAGGAUGAGAUUUGGAGCCUAUACAUUUCGGCCUGUAUCAAGGUCAUUGAGAAGAAGUCACCUUUAAAUGAAGAUUUCAUUGACUUCAACCAGGAAAUUGGAAAACUUUUGGGGAUAUUUCAGUCAGCCUCAGAGAAAAUAUUGCUAUCUGCAGACUUGUAUAAACAAUGGGUUAAACUUUUACUUGACCUUGGAGAGGUCACCGAGGCAGAAGUAGUGCUUGAGGCGGCCGUGACCUCCCACCCUCAGUGUGUGUCGCUAUGGUUACAGAGACUGGAACUCAUGAUAAAGACCAAUGUUACAGAGGAUGUAGUCCUUAAGGCUUUUAAGAAGGCCAGGAAAAGGGUUUCUGAAAAGGAGAGCUACCCACUAUGGUGUUUAGUGUUGGAGUUCUGUACAGCAUGUAACCUAACACAAGUCCAGGAACUCUUUGAGUCAGGAAUCCUUGCCUGUAGAGAAGUUUGCAUACCUGUCAAAGAAACCUAUCUACAGUGGACCUACCUGAGGGACGGUGUCAAGGCAGCUCGUCAGCUAUAUACAAGGCUCCAGCAUUUAAAGCCCUUGUCUCUGGGUUUUUAUCAUCUUUACAUCCAGGUGGAAAAAUCACAGGUAAACCAGAAGAUACAACAUUUGAGAUCAGCGUAUGAGGAUGCUAUAAAGGAAUAUGGAUCAUCAGACUCAGGUAUCUGGAUUGAGUACUUCCAGCUGGAGUCGGAACAUCCGGAAGGAAGUGCGGAGUCGGCAGCUCAGAUACACUUCAGAGCUCUUCGGUGUUUGGAAGGAGAAGAAAAUGAAAAAUUUGUCACAAAACAUACACUUAUGCAGACUGGACACCUUAGAUAAUUCUGAUAUUUAGUGUUUUAUUUACCAUGUUCUUGUAUAUAUCAUUAGAUAAUAAAAGUAUAUGUACAGUAUAGAUGAAUAUGGUAGCUUCUCAGAAGAAGUUAAGCUUUGUACAGUGGCACUGUCCAAGUAAAUAAAGUAACUCUGUUGAAGGCAUAAGAGUUUUAAUGUCUCUUAAUGAUUAUAAGAAAGAAAUGAAGCAUGGGUAAUCUAAA
Messenger RNA from Saccostrea echinata, 2051 nucleotides. RefSeq names its product U3 small nucleolar RNA-associated protein 6 homolog. Gene Ontology annotation, biological process: maturation of SSU-rRNA from tricistronic rRNA transcript (SSU-rRNA, 5.8S rRNA, LSU-rRNA). Gene Ontology annotation, molecular function: snoRNA binding; protein binding. The transcript has 22 exons. The record is from RefSeq and is a predicted model, not a curated record. Gene Ontology annotation, cellular component: small-subunit processome; Pwp2p-containing subcomplex of 90S preribosome. NCBI's taxonomy places the organism in Eukaryota, Metazoa, Mollusca, Bivalvia, Ostreida, Ostreidae. Bases 85 to 1836 code for a protein of 583 amino acids.